Messenger RNA from Prunus armeniaca (apricot), 1644 nucleotides. The record is from the annotation of a GenBank genome assembly. NCBI's taxonomy places the organism in Eukaryota, Viridiplantae, Streptophyta, Magnoliopsida, Rosales, Rosaceae.
AUGACGGACCAAAAAUCCGAGGACUGGCUCCCAACUGGUUGGACCGUUGAGGUCAAAGUUAGAAAUAACGGUAAAAGAGACAAGUAUUAUUACGAUACCGCAAGUGGACAUAAAUUCAAUUCCAAGGCAGAGGUAUCUCGCUAUCUCAACACCUCUCAAAUCAGCGAUGAAGUCAAGCAGAAAGUUGAAGAGACUUUGAAGCGAUCAGCAAAUGAUGUUGUGGUUGAGAAGACUAUAGCAGAAGGACUACCUCAAGGAUGGAUCAAAGAAAUUCGGAUGACAAAAAAGGAUCAUAAGAUCAGGAGAGACUCGUACUAUAUUGAUCCUGUAAGUGAAAAAUUAUUCCGCUCAAUGAAGGAUGUGAAUCGCUAUCUUGAAAAUGAGGAGCCAAGAAGGCUAAUUCUAGAGCCAAGUCAUGGUAGUGAUAAGGAAUUGGAAGAUGAAAAAGCCUCUAGCUCGCACUUGAAUGAGAUCAUGAAGGAUGGGCAGAUACUUAAUCUAGCAUGUAAGGGAGAAAGCCCGACCUUUCCUGCACAAACUUCUGAUCAGACUGAGGUGGACACUGAAUCAGGCAGCUUAAAUCCAACAGAAGCCAAAGGUUCGGAGCAGAAAGAACAGGACGGUGAUUCUUACAAAAGUGAAUUUAUUUCAGUUCCAGCAGGUUUUGGCCUGGCAGAUAAGCAAUGCCUGGAAAGUGGGCUCUUUAAACAUGAAAGUAAAAAGACCCAACUUAGCCUGGGCAAGUCCAAGAAGAAGAAAGAGCUGAACUUGCCUCGUCGUGCUUCAAAGCGACUAGCUGGAGUUGAAGUUGAUCCAGUGCCAGAACUGAAAACAAGUACUCGAGCACGUCGAGUUACAAUUAAACAAUCAAGGGAAGGAGUACACAGUACAACUGAAGGUUCUUCCUCAGGUAAUUCCACUGGUUCUGUAUUCCGACGGCCUGGUUAUCCUGAGGUUGAGCCAGAAAAGCAUGUUCAAAAUGUGGAAACAGUGAUUAGUGGUGACGAAAAGCAAACGUGUGCUUCUGUUUUCCCAGAAGAACAUGCAGGAAAACUUGAAACCACUGAUAAGGCAGAAGAGAAGCCAGGACUUCAACCAGACUUGCCGCUGGGGGAUUUCUUGACAGAUCCAUGCAUUGCAUUUGCAAUAGAGACUCUCACUGGAAUAGCUUUUGAAAAUUCCAGGAGCAAUAGUGAGCAAUCUUCAGGUGACUUGGAUACUCUCAAAGAUCGUUCUGGAAAUAAAGAAGAAGACAAUAAGAGGAGCAAUGUUGUUUUGGCUCAUGGCAACCUUUUUAUACCAGAACAACAUGGGGGGAAAGUUGGAAAGGAUGAUAAGGCUGAACAGAAGUCAGGAUCCCCAGUGGAGUUGCCUUUCGGGGGUUUAUGGCCAGACCCAUGCAUUGAAUUUGCUAUAAAAACUCUCACAGGUGCAAUCCCACUGGACUAUGAUCCUCAUAUUGAGGAGUAUUUUCAGCAGCAACUAAGCUCAUCAAGAACCCAAGGAAACAGUGACUUGACCUUGAAAAAUGUUGGUCUAGAUAACUUCUGCCAAACUGAUGUUUUGUGCCAGCAAUUUUCAGAGCCUGCACACACCAGGAAUGCAAGUUUACAUAGUUCUGGUGGAUCAGAUACAAACCAAUAG